AUGCCCCGCGAAGAAAAGAAGAGAAAACGAAAGGAUAGCGAUUCGUCAGAAGAUGAACGCGUGAAACAUCGCCGGUCAAAGACUCCAUCUCCAUCACCGGCUAAAGAAAGACGCCAAGCCAAAAGCAGAUCGGCUUCACCAGCUGGAAAUGAAGGCGGCGGAGGAGGUGACUUCACCCUUUCCAUCGAGGAGACCAACAAAUUACGAGCACAGCUGGGAAUGGCUCCAUUGGAAACCGACGACACGCCAAAGAUUCGCGAUGCUGAGGACGGAAACUUGACCGACAAAAUCGUCAACGAGGAGGGAUUCGAGUUCCGACAUCGAAAGGCUGAAAAUUGGGGUGACAAGAAGAAAGAUGAGGGAAUCAAGGAGAAGAUUGAAGUCGCUAAAAAAAAACGAGAAAUCUACGCAAAAGUGCUCAAGUCAAAAGGCCUAGCCGAUGACAGCUCGGAUGAUGAAGCUACUGGAUGGGUUUCGAAGCAACGACAGCUCGAUGAAGAGCGAAAGAAGGCUGACGAAAGGGCCAAAAUGCUGGAUCAAAUGGAUGAAGAAUUUGGCGUUUCGUCGGUGAUCGAAGAGAAAAAGAAACAAGCCAAGAAAAAGGACAUCAAGAAGACAUCGCAAAAGGACAAAUCGCUAACUGGUGGCCUGAUUGUUGGCCAUAGCAAGGCUGAGUUUUUGAGUGGAGAAGACCAGGUGUUGGUCCUUGAAGAUAAAGGCGUUCUCGAUGAGGGAGACGAGGUCCUAGUCAAUCCAAAUAUUGUCGACAAAGAACGCACAAAUCGCAAUGUGGAACUGAAAAAAAGAAAGGGCAAAGAAAUGCAAGAGGACCAACUUGAUGAAUGGGGAAAUCCAAAAGAUCGUGGCCUUCUUGCAAAGUAUGACGACGAGUUGGAGGGACAACCUCGUGAAAGGUUCCGAUUGGAUGAAAGUGGACAGGUUGACAUUGAGCGAGAACGAGAUGAAGCCGAAAUGCGCAAACGUCUGAUGAUGGCUGGAAAAACGCUCGUUGAUUUGGAUGACAGCAACAAGUUCUCAAGAGCCAGCGAAUAUUACACACAGGAAGAGAUGAUUUCAUUCCGCAAAGUGAAAAAAGAAAAGAAAGACAAGAAGCUCCGAAAACGAGGCAAAGAAAAGGGAAUUCUCAAAGCCGACGAUUUGGAGCCAAUAGAACAAGGCGGAAGUAGUGAUCUUGGCACGAGGGGUCGCCGACGUCGACAAGACGAUGAAGAAGCAAUGGACACAACAAGCAAGCCUCGAAAAGCUGAACCACAGGCGGAAGAUGGAGAAAUCGAAGAUGAAACGCCUGAAGUUGACGGAAAAUGGCGCCGAACUCAGCAGCAGGCUGUUGACUUGGAUGCUCUAAAACGAGUGGUAGAACGGGAAAUGGAGGAGGAAGAAAGCGAUGAUGAUCUCAUUGUCGGUGUUGACCUUUCAAACGUUGUUUUGGAUUACGACGCUGAGAACGAAUUGCAAUCAGUUCUCGAAAAGGCUCGUCGUCUCAAGCAACAACCCACAAAGUCAAAUGAUAUCAAGAUGGAGAUAAAAGAAGAGGAAGAACCAAUGGAAGAAAAUGCAGAGGAUUUGGCUGCUGAUCCGGACGUUGUUAUGAUUGACUCAACAAUGGAAUAUUGUCGCAACAUUGGUGAGAUUCGAACACAUGGAUUUGCUGGCAAUCGAGAAGAUGCUAUCGAUUUCGAAUCUGAAGAACCGGUUGAAGUGAAGCCACCAAAGGUCGAAGAUGAAGAGAAAACCCGAGAAAAGAUUCGAAGAUUCAAGGAAGAGAAGAAACGUCGGCAACAAGUGGAGAAGGAAAUGCGUGGAGGUUGGACGGAGGCGUCGGUGAACCCCGAAGACCAAGAAGCCGAAGCCGAAGCCGGUCUUGAUGAUGAAGAUGAAGAAAUUUUGAGAGAGAUGAAAGAAUUCAAACGGUCUGGGAGCGACAGUGAAGAAGAUGACGGAGAAAAAGAAGAAGACGAUGUGCUUGGAGGUGAGAUUGAUGCGACAAAGGGGAUUGGUGCAAUGCUCAAACUGGCUGCAAAGAAAGGUUACUUGGAAGAUGCUAACAAGAAACGCAUCGCGGGUGAGAAUCUCGAUCACUUGAAGAGCAAAAACUUCUCGAAAGUUGAAAGUGCUAAAUAUGACAUCGAAGAAAAAUACACGAAAAAACUGGAGAAAAUGGGCACAACCGGUCGUGGUCCCACUCAAGAGUUCUGCGAGAAGAAACACUAUAAACCAGAAGUUGAUCUCAGCUACGUAGAUAAUCGCGGUCGUGAAUUGGAUCCAAAAGACGCGUUCCGAAUUAUGUCGUGGAAGUUUCACGGAAAGAUGCCUGGCAAGAAGCAACAAGAAAAACGCGCUCGUCAAAUCGAUCAAAAAGAACUUCUCAAAACUUAUGUCAGCAGCUCAGACACUCCACUUGGAACACUCAGCCGACAGCGAAAGAAGCAAGAACAGCUGCAAACUCCAUAUCUUGUUCUUUCUGGAAACACAAGCCAUCAAAACUUCAAGAAGGAC
Messenger RNA from Mesorhabditis belari, 2517 nucleotides. NCBI's taxonomy places the organism in Eukaryota, Metazoa, Nematoda, Chromadorea, Rhabditida, Rhabditidae. The record is from the annotation of a GenBank genome assembly.